Messenger RNA from Necator americanus (New World hookworm), 927 nucleotides. RefSeq lists its product as uncharacterized. The transcript has 9 exons. Gene Ontology annotation, cellular component: cytosol; phagophore assembly site. The coding region runs from base 1 to 927 and encodes 308 amino acids. The record is from RefSeq and is a predicted model, not a curated record. Gene Ontology annotation, biological process: autophagy of mitochondrion; nucleophagy; autophagosome assembly. NCBI's taxonomy places the organism in Eukaryota, Metazoa, Nematoda, Chromadorea, Rhabditida, Ancylostomatidae. Gene Ontology annotation, molecular function: Atg8-family ligase activity.
AUGGACAUGCAGAAUCUCGUGAACAACUUGAAGAGCACAGCGCUCAGUGUUGGCGAAAUGCUUACUCCAGUGUUGAAGGAAAGCAAAUUUCGAGAGACCGGGGUGCUGACGCCAGAAGAGUUUGUCAUCGCUGGAGAUCACCUCGUUCACCAUUGCUCUACAUGGAAAUGGUCAAAGGCAGCUGAUCCGAGCAGGAUGCGUUCAUAUCUGCCAGAAGACAAGCAGUUUCUCAUUGUGCGUAAUGUACCCUGUCAUAAAAGAUGCCGCCAAAUGGAAUAUGACGCUAGCCAGGAGAAAAUUUUGUCAUCGGAAGAAAUAGGCGCAGAAGACGGGUUUGCUGGUGAUGAAGACAGUGGCUGGGUUGAUACACAUCAUUUUGGCCAUGAAGGAAGCGAACAAGCUCGAAAUGUUGAAUUGUGUGCGACAGUAAAUGACAAUUCGAAUGGUGACGGUGACGAUGAGGAUGAACCGGCUAUGGAUCUUGAUGAUUUUGUUGAGUCUGGUGGUCUAGAGGACAUUGACCCAAACAGGUAUGUUGCCUCACGUUCAGUGGCAGUUGCUGAAAUGGAAAAGCCACGUACUUAUGACUUGCACAUUACGUACGACAAGUAUUAUCAGGUACCAAGAUUGUUUUUAAUGGGGUACGAUGAAAAUCGUAAACCUUUAACUGUGGAGCAGACGUACGAGGACUUUUCUGCUGACCACGCAAAUAAAACUAUAACCGUAGAAGGGCAUCCUCAUAUUGAUUGUGAUAUGCCUACUGUACAUCCAUGUCGACAUGCAGAGAUGAUGAAACGUUUGCUUGAUCAAUUGGCGGAGAAUGGGAAAGAACUCGGGGUGCACGAGUACCUGCUUAUCUUCCUUAAGUUUGUACAGGCUGUUAUUCCAACGAUCGAAUACGACUAUACGAAGUCCAUACAUCUGUAG